CAGCACCAGCGCAACCAGCAGCACGACUGUGUCCACACUACGGGGACCAGCAGCACCACGCGCAGCAGCACGAGCGCGACCAGCAGCAUCUCUCUGACCACCGCGACUCGCACCAGUAGCGCCACUCGGAGCACCAGUAGCAGCAGCAGCGAAGCCAGCAGCAAGACUGUGUCUAGCACGACGGCUAUCAGCAGCACCACAGGCAGCAGCACCAGCGCAAGCAGCAGUACCACCGUGAGCAGCACGACUGGGUCGAGCAGUAGCACUCGCCGAACUCGCAGCAGCACGAGC
This is a messenger RNA of Prorocentrum cordatum, 291 nucleotides long. Lineage: Eukaryota; Dinophyceae; Prorocentrales; Prorocentraceae. The record is from the annotation of a GenBank genome assembly.